GUUGUUUUCUGGAACUCAAAGGACCUCACUCCGUUCAGACAGUACAGCCAACCAAAUUUAUACUUAUAUAUAUAUAUAAACAUAUAUAUAUAUAUGCAUUAACGGUGAAGUGGGCAAAAGUGUGACAAACAGAACGGAAAGUUAGCAUACUUUUAUGAGCUGCGAUUUGGCCGAGUCGCGAGUUCAAGCCCAGGACAGCAAGCGGAACUGUGAACUGUGAACUGUGAAAAUGUGACCCAAUUGGAAAGAACGAAAAACGAUAUUGUGCCAGUUAUAUGUCCAUAUAUAUGUAUAUAUAUAUACAUAGCACACAUCAUACAUAUAUGUGCCGAGCCUAAGUACAUCCGUCAAUAAAAGGAGGAAUAAUGAAGCUCUCUGACACCAUGGCCACGCCAAUAGAAGAAAAACUGGAUCAAAACCUAAAGGUGCGCACUGGCAUGGUCCAUGUGAGCGAUGGCAAGAGCAGACCCGAGCCACUGCGUCUCAAUCUUACCAUGGAGUUGCUUUCUCUGCAGAAACUGGAAGUGGUAACCCCCACCAGUUGUAAUCCCAAUGGACCGCCCAUGGAAUCAAAGGAACGCAUGGUUCAAAUUACGCGCCAAAAACAAGGCGGCCUUGGACUGAGCAUAAAAGGUGGAGCUGAACACAAGCUACCAAUAUUAAUAUCACGAAUCUAUAAGGAUCAGGCUGCAGAUAUCACGGGUCAACUGUUUGUGGGCGAUGCCAUUAUCAAGGUUAAUGGAGAGUACAUCACAGCCUGUCCCCAUGACGAUGCGGUGAAUAUACUAAGAAAUGCCGGAGAUAUUGUUGUGCUGACAGUGAAGCACUAUCGAGCUGCCACACCCUUCCUUCAAAAGCAAUUAACCAAAGACACGCCCGACUCUGACAACGAUGCUACGUGUGCUGAACUGAAGGCCGAUGAGGGCUACAAGUCCUCUGUGAAUAGUGGAACCAUUAGUCGUAGCUGCAGUCGUCCCAUGUCUAUAUGCUCAGAGCCCGAAAAGCGAUGGACCGAUGUGGUGGCAGUACCUCUUAUGAUGGCCUAUGUGACGAGAUACAUUUAUGGCACCGAUAAGUUGCGACAAAAUGCCUUUGAAGUUCGUGGCUUAAACGGAAUUACCACAGGAGUCAUACACUGCGAUGAACUGGCCAUACUUAGUCAGUGGCUUAAGUUGAUAACAGAUAAUGUGGUGGGCUUAACGCACUUACAGAUGAAGCUGUACAACAGAAACUUUGCGGUGGGCGAGCGGAUCGAAUACAUGGGUUGGGUGAAUGAGGGAGUGAUUAAUAACAAUAUAUCUUGGCAGAGUUAUAAGCCACGAUUUCUACUGCUCAAGGGAACCGAAGUGAUGCUCUUUGAAACGCCGCCACUCAAUGUGGCUGGCAUUAGCAAGGCCUUGGUCGUCUAUAAGGUGUACCAAACCAUGUUCCGUAUUGUCAAGGAAUCGGAGACUGUGGAUAGCCGCCAGCAUUGCUUUCUGCUCCAAAGUUCUGGCCACGAACCGCGCUACUUAAGUGUGGAAACCCGACAGGAACUCCUGAGGAUCGAGAAUAGCUGGAAUGCGGCUAUCGUGACCAGUGUUAUUAAAUUGGGCCGCAAAACAUUUGCCGUUUCGCAUCAUGGCAAGAGUGGUGGACUCACAUUGGAUUGGCAGGCAGGAUUUUCUCUGGCCGAAGGUGCCGACUCGGCCAUUGUUUGGCAAUAUAAAUUCUCACAACUGAGGGGCUCCAGUGACGAUGGCAAGUCGAAGCUGAAGCUGCAUUUUCAGGAUCAUGAUAGUCGGGCUAUAGAGACGAAGGAACUGGAAUGUCAAGUCCUGCAGAGCCUGCUCUUCUGCAUGCAUGCCUUCCUUACGGCCAAGGUGGCCUCAGUGGAUCCUGCAUUUUUGAGCUCAAUACAACAGACCUAAGACGGAUCUCGGGACUCACACACAAAAGGAUAUAGAUAGAUAUUCGUAAAGUGCAUAGCAAAUAAUUCGAAUAUGAAUGUUGGACUAGGUAUCUCAUACUUUAUGUCGUCGGCCUGUACUUAUUAUAAACAAGUGCGCGUAUAUGUGUUGAUCUGAAUGAUUGUAAUUGGAUACUGAUAUGAUAUGGAUAUGGAUAUGGAUAUAUUUAUAGCGCUGAUAAAACUGAAAGUGAAAUCUCUUGGUGCAUUACAGUAAUUUUUAAGCGUACAUAAGGCAAUUACUUUAGGCAUUUUUCCUAUUACGUAGACUUGGUACUAAAUAAUUGAUAACAAAUUCACAUAUAUAUAUAUAGAUAUUGUUUAUAACCGAUUGUUUCCCAAUGUAGCCUUUAUAUAGUUGAAUUACCUAUCUUACGUACGGUCUGCCGAUUCGCUUUUGCUAUGAGCCUAAAGAAAAGGGCUUCUAAUGAGGAGCCUCAAAGGCUUUAAUCCGUGCUACAUCCCCUAGAUAUAUAUAUAUAUAUAUAUUUCCUCCCCAAAAGGUUUAACGACAAAUUUUUAUCGAAUUAUAAAACCAGUUUUGUGUGCGCUCUAAUGAAAAUUUAAUUUUCGAAAACCAAGGAAAAGAAAAAACGAAUGCUUUAAAAACGGAUUAAAUGUUAUUUUCUACUGAGGUAAUAGCUGAUAUCAUAUAAUAGAUAUAUAUACUUUAUAAAAUAUAUAUAUAUAACAUCCACCGAAACAAAUCUCAAUGCACAGACGUAAUAUGAAUUAGAUUUUAUAACUGUUAUACAUUUAACCAAAGUCAGUUAAGAGAUUCCAUCGGACACUCACAUAGGUCAUUGGAUCAUUUGUCAAUUCAGAAAGUGUCUUUCAGUGGCGAUAUCGUAUAUUUGUUGCUUCAGAGAACAGCAUUGUAUGUAUGGGUUUUAGGCGUUAUUGCACAACAUAAUAUACACAUCUACCACUUAGCAUAUUAAUUAGUUAGCGAAUCAUCGAAGAAGAGCACGAAAUAGCAAAACAUCCAUGAAUAUCAAGUAACCGCGCAAAGAAAACAGAAUAUCUCAAAGGUAGAGAUGAUCAUUUCUGCCCUAUAACUAUAAACCUAUAUAUGUAUACCAAAAGCAUCAGGAUCAGAAGCAAAAAAUAUUUACUGUACAUACGCUAAGCUCUAUAGCAUCCAGAAAAAAGGCGAUACCAUAAAAUAUAUAAAAACCAUGUUCACACCAAUGAAAUCAAAAUAACUAGAUGCACCCUACAAAUCGCAACCUUAAUCCAAAAACCCGACCAACAUACGUAAUCUGCAUACACCGCAACAUGUUAUACGAGUAUCAAUUAACCAGGAAGGAGUUACAUCUCUCACAUCCGGUACUAACCAUACAUAACAUACAUACAUACAUACAUAUAUUUUUAAUGCAAAAGCUUACAUAGUGCUGUACGAAGAUGUACGCCCUCAUACCAAAUACUAUAUAUGCGAUAUGUAAUAUGUACCCCGAACUAACAAACAAAAAUACUUACUCAAAAGCUGCGAUUCUGUGAGAGGAGAGAGUUCAAUAUUUAACCGGCAAACUGCGCUACUUGAUACAAAAUCAUCGAAAAUGGAAAACAAUAUGAGUUGCUUUUGUUACGAAUUUCCUCUAUACUUUUUAUACGUUAAUAAUUGAAAUUAUUGUACAAGAAAAACCA
Drosophila serrata is the source of this 3595-nucleotide messenger RNA. RefSeq names its product Syntrophin-like 2 (gene Syn2). NCBI's taxonomy places the organism in Eukaryota, Metazoa, Arthropoda, Insecta, Diptera, Drosophilidae. Gene Ontology annotation, cellular component: dystrophin-associated glycoprotein complex; intracellular anatomical structure. Gene Ontology annotation, molecular function: protein binding; structural molecule activity. The record is from RefSeq and is a predicted model, not a curated record.